AUGGCGACUGUCGCUGAGAAUCGCUAUGGCAAAGAAGGUGUGCGCCUUGUACGAGUGCAUCGUUCCCCAUACAAUGGAAAUACGUUCGAUGAAUGGACAGUACGUGUUCUCCUCGAAGGUGAUUUUGAUAGCAGCUAUACUGAAGCUGAUAAUUCCAAAUUAUUGCCAACAGAUACAAUGAAAAAUACUGUUUAUUAUUUGGCUCAACGUACACGUGCCACAGCAAUAGAAGAUUUCGCAAAAGAACUUGUUGAUUAUUUAAUUAAACAUCAUUCUCAAAUAUCGGCUGUUAACGUUGAUGUUGAUCGUAAAUCGUGGACAAAUAUUGUGACAUCAAAUAAUGUUCGUCAUCCAACAGCAUUCACCCAAGGAAGCAAUGAAGUACAAUUUACAAAUGUUAGACGUCCAAGACAUGGCAAUUUUACCAUUGCAUCUGGCUUGAGAGAUUUGAAGGUAAUGAAAACGGCUGACUCAAAUUUUGUUCGAUUCUACAGAGAUAAGUUAACAACGUUGGCUGAUUCAACUGAUCGUCUUUUCGGCACAAGUGUUCUUGCUACUUGGACAUUUGAGGAUGCAUCAGCAAUCACGGAUUACGAGAAAACUCGUCAACAAAUUCGCUCAUUAAUGCUUGAUUUAUUUGCUGCACAUCAAUCGGAAAGUGUUCAACAUACAUUAUAUGCUAUGGGUAAACUUGUUUUAGAUAGUGUAAAAUCAGUCAAUAAAAUUCAAUUAACCAUGCCAAAUCUUCAUUGUUUACCGGUUGAUUUAAGUCGUUUUGGUGAAGAAAAUAAAAAUGAAAUAUUCAUGCCUAUUGACGAACCUCAUGGCUAUAUACAAUGUGCAUUAACAAGACCGCCGCCAAAAGCAGCACUUUCAUCGAAACUUUAA
Messenger RNA from Rotaria socialis, 888 nucleotides. NCBI's taxonomy places the organism in Eukaryota, Metazoa, Rotifera, Eurotatoria, Philodinida, Philodinidae. The record is from the annotation of a GenBank genome assembly.